Molecule: messenger RNA, 2697 nt
Organism: Procambarus clarkii (red swamp crayfish)
Lineage: Eukaryota; Metazoa; Arthropoda; Malacostraca; Decapoda; Cambaridae
Source: RefSeq, a predicted model, not a curated record
AUGCCACGGAAUAGUUCUGACGUGGCUGUGACCAACGACAACAAAUAUAUCUGCCCCAAAAAUGUCUGUAACGUGAAGCCUAAUAACGUGCUGUUAUCAGACCCUUACGAGCUAUCAGACGACACGCUGCACUCCUCUCUGUGGACAGGCAUCAUGUUGUUCCAACAAGAGAGCAGCGUUGACGACCUUUCUGGCAGCAGCGUUGACGACCUUUCUGGCAGCAGCGUUGACGACCUUUCUGGCAGCAGCGUUGACGACCUUUCUGGCAGCAGCGUUGACGACCUUUCUGGCAGCAGCGUUGACGACCUUUCUGGCAGUAGCGUUGACGACCUUUCUGGCAGCAGCGUUGACGACCUUUCUGGCAGCAGCGUUGACGACCUUUCUGGCAGUAGCGUUGACGACAUUUCUGGCAGCAGCGUUGACGACCUUUCUGGCAGUAGCGUUGACGACCUUUCUGGCAGCAGCGUUGACGACCUUUCUGGCAGCAGCGUUGACGACCUUUCUGGCAGUAGCGUUGACGACCUUUCUGGCAGCAGCGUUGACGACCUUUCUGGCAGCAGCGUUGACGACCUUUCUGGCAGCAGCGUUGACGACCUUUCUGGCAGCAGCGUUGACGACCUUUCUGGCAGUAGCGUUGACGACCUUUCUGGCAGUAGCGUUGACGACCUUUCUGGCAGUAGCGUUGACGACCUUUCUGGCAGUAGCGUUGACGACCUUUCUGGCAGUAGCGUUGACGACCUUUCUGGCAGCAGCGUUGACGACCUUUCUGGGAGCAGCAGCGUUGACGACCUUUCUGGCAGCAGCGUUGACGACCUUUCUGGCAGCAGCGUUGACGACCUUUCUGGCAAUAGCGUUGACGACCUUUCUGGCAGUAGCGUUGACGACCUUUCUGGCAGUAGCGUUGACGACCUUUCUGGCAGCAGCAUUGACGACCUUUCAGGCAGCAGCGUUGACGACCUUUUUGGCAGCAGCGUUGACGACCUUUCUGGCAGUAGCGUUGACGACCUUUCUGGCAGCAGCGUUGACGACCUUUCUGGCAGCAGCGUUGACGACCUUUCUGGCAGCAGCAUUGGCGACCUUUCUGGCAGCAGCGUUGACGACCUUUCUGGCAGCAGCGUUGACGACCUUUCUGGUAGCAGCGUUGACGACCUUUCUGGCAGCAGCGUUGACGACCUUUUUGGCAGCAGCAUUGACGACCUUUUUGGCAGUAGCGUUGACGACCUUUCUGGCAGCAGCGUUGACGACCUUUCUGGCAGCAGCGUUGACGACCUUUCUGGCAGCAGCGUUGACGACCUUUCUGGCAGCAGCGCUGACGACCUUUCUGGCAGCAGCGUUGACGACCUUUCUGGCAGCAGCGUUGACGACCUGUCUGGCAGUAGCGUUGACGACCUUUCUGGCAGUAGCGUUAACGACCUUUCUGGCAGUAGCGUUGACGACCUUUCUGGCAGCAGCGUUGACGACCUUUCUGGCAGCAGCGUUGACGACCUUUCUGGCAGCAGCGUUGACGACCUUUCUGGCAGUAGCGUUGACGACCUUUCUGGCAGCAGCGUUGACGACCUUUCUGGCAGUAGCGUUGACGACCUUUCUGACAGCAGCGUUGACGACCUUUCUGGCAGCAGCGUUGACGACCUUUCUGGCAGCAGCGUUGACGACCUUUCUGGCAGUAGCGUUGACGACCUUUCUGGCAGCAGCGUUGACGACCUUUCUGGCAGCAGCGUUGACGACCUUUCUGGCAGCAGCGUUGACGACCUUUCUGGCAGCAGCGUUGACGACCUUUCUGGCAGCAGCGUUGACGACCUUUCUGGCAGCAGCGUUGACGGAUUUUCUGGUAGCAGCGUUGACGACCUUUCUGGCAGUAGCGUUGCCGACCUUUCUGGCAGUAGCGUUGACGACCUUUCUGGCAGUAGCGUUGACGACCUUUCUGGCAGCAGCGUUGACGACCUUUCUGAGAGCAGCGUUGACGACCUUUCUGACAGCAGCGCUGACGACCUUUCUGGCAGUAGCGUUGACGACCUUUCUGGCAGCAGCGUUGACGACCUUUUUGGUAGCAGCGUUGACGACCUUUCUGGCAGUAGCGUUGACGACCUUUCUGGCAGUAGCGUUGACGACCUUUUUGGCAGCAGCGUUGACGACCUUUCUGGCAGCAGCGUUGACGACCUUUUUGGCAGCAGCGUUGACGACCUUUUUGGCAGCAGCGUUGACGACCUUUCUGGCAGCAGCGUUGACGACCUUUUUGGCAGCAGCGUUGACGACCUUUUUGGCAGUAGCGUUGACGACCUUUCUGGCAGCAGCGUUGACGACCUUUUUGGCAGCAGCGUUGACGACCUUUUUGGCAGUAGCGUUGACGACCUUUCUGGCAGUAGCGUUGACGACCUUGUUUCAUCCUCUCCUUGUCGUUCUGCUAGCUAUGAUGAACUCAUAGCUAGCUAUGAUGAACCCAUAGCAAGCUAUGAUGAACCCAUAGCUAGCUAUGAUGAACCCAUAGCUAGCUAUGAUGAACCCACAGAUAGCUAUAAUGAACCCAUAGCUAGCUAUGAUGAACCCAUAGCUAGCUAUGAUGAACCCAUAGCUAGCUAUGAUGAGCUCAUAGCUAGCUAUGAUGAACUCAUAGCUGGCUAUGAUGAACCCACAGCUAGCUAUGAUGAACUCAUAGAUAACUAUGAUGAACUAUACUCUGUUAUCCUUCAUAUAGUUUAG